AAAAGAAGAAGAAUAUUUUCCCGGAAGUAGAGAGCACAUGGCCGUAUGUCAUAGGGUCAGAUUGGAACAUGGCGCACUCGGACUCAGUAAAAGCGAGUGUCCCGUCGUAUUUAAAGGAGGCACAGUUGAUUAAACAGGGUGCAGAAGCCCGCGUCUAUCGAGGUACGUUUUUGGGUCGGUCCGUGAUUAUUAAAGAGAGAUUCCCAAAAUUAUAUCGCCACCCUGAAGUCGACGAGAAACUGACGCGCCGCAGAACCACACAGGAGGUGCGAUCCAUACUGCGAUGCAGGAGAGCAGGUAUCAACGCACCCGUUGUUUAUUUUGUUGACUACACCACUCAUAGCAUUUUCUUGGAGGAUAUCAUUCACUCAGUGACAGUAAGAGACCACAUUGCAUUGGCUCAAGCAUCAGAACAAAGCCCAAAGCAUCUCCAGACUCUAGCAGACAAGAUCGGAGAAACCCUUGCUCAGAUGCAUGAUGAAGAUGUCAUCCAUGGUGAUCUUACCACCUCCAACAUGCUUCUGGUCAGUGGAGCUGACGACCAAAACAUUAAGCUGGUUCUGAUUGACUUUGGGUUGAGUUAUAUUUCUGCUCUGCCAGAAGAUAAAGGAGUUGACCUCUACGUGUUGGAGAAAGCUUUUCUCAGCACUCAUCCCAAAACGGAGACUUUGUUUGAGAGACUUAUGAAAAGUUACACCGCUUCAUCUAAAAAGUCCUCUGCGGUCAUCAAGAAACUGGAUGAAGUUAGAUUGAGAGGACGGAAGAGGUCUAUGGUUGGAUAAAGUGCAUUACAGCGUGUAUUCUGGCAUUGAAAUGGUUUUGCUACAAGCUUAGAGCUGUAGUUUGAUGUUGGAAAUGUAGUCAUCUUUGUAGUACAUGAAUGUGUAGGGUUUUUUGGCACACUGAACGUAACGUAAUGGUUUCAUCUCAGAUUCUGCAAUUCAGUGUGGGUGCAUGAUGAAGACUGGUUCACGCUUGGAAAUCCACUGAUACCAGCUGAUGGCUGGCCCACCUGAUCAAUUUUUAAUGAAUGUUGGUCAAAGAGUAACUCUUUUUUCGUACUGUACUGUUUCAUCUAUAGUUCAGUAUAAUUAAUAUAGUGCAAUAAUAAUUGCCAAAAAAUAGCAGUUGAAUUUUUGGAGCCCUACUAAAAAUACUUGUGAUGUUAAACAUGUAAAUGUUCAGUGUGCUUCCAAGACCUGCAAAUGAAACCAAUAAAAAAACUGCAUUCAAGUUCAAUAA
This is a messenger RNA of Onychostoma macrolepis, 1242 nucleotides long. RefSeq names its product TP53 regulating kinase (gene tp53rk). Bases 69 to 782 code for a protein of 237 amino acids. The record is from RefSeq and is a predicted model, not a curated record. Gene Ontology annotation, cellular component: cytosol; nucleus; EKC/KEOPS complex. Gene Ontology annotation, molecular function: ATP binding; protein serine/threonine kinase activity. NCBI's taxonomy places the organism in Eukaryota, Metazoa, Chordata, Actinopteri, Cypriniformes, Cyprinidae. Gene Ontology annotation, biological process: protein phosphorylation. The transcript is spliced from 2 exons.